UAACCCUUCGAAAUACAGCCGAAAAGGUUUUUUCGUUGAAAGUUGGGUAUUUGACGGCCGAUUUUUAAAAUUAACAUGUCAUCACAUUUCCUUUUAAGCUAUGAAGUCGUUUACCCAUGGUUAGGUCAGCUAACAAAAUUCGCCCCCACAAAUUCCUCCAACAGUUUUCUUAGUUGGAAAUUUAAUCUCACUGCUUUCGUACCAAUUUAGGUACAUUUUUGCUACGAUUUUUCCCAAAUUCAUACUCUUUGUUUUCGUCGCAUCAGCAACCCGGGGAGUGCAAAACUGACGCUGUCAAUAGCGAGCUAACCUCUUGUAAUUUAAUCAUGCCAAUAAAUUUUAUAAAUUGUGGAAGUCAAAGUAAAUAAGUGAGUCAAACCUGUUGUUUCGUGUUGAUAAUAAUAAUUUAUAAUUAAUACCAUAAAUUGUGCUGGUGAAAUAAAAUUAAAAAGUGACUUAACAGUGUGUGCAAUUUAAAAAUGGCUUUCGUUAAGCGCGAUAUUGAUAUUAAAAUGUUACCUACGAAACGUGGUGUUAUUGAAUAUUUUUUGUUCCUUAAAUAUUACGGCUCUGCAAGUGUUCCAAAAAAUCGAAGUCUCAAUGAAUAUUUGCCAAUAGUUAUGAACACAAUUUCAAAGUUGUGGCAGCAGGCAAACAUCCCUAUAGUUACAAGAACUACGCUCCGGAGAAACAUUGAAAGCCUCCUUCAAAGUUAUUACAAUGUAAAAAAACAUCCUUAUGAAUAUAUUGGCUCUUGGGAAUUACGCAAUGAUCAGCGUUAUUUAUUUGAUAUGGUUUUGGCAGUAAAUAAUGGUGAAUGCGAUGAAUAUCUCGCUAGUAAGAGCCCCGGUCCCGUCAGUACAGCUCGGUGGCUUACAACAGCUUCCAGGUUACUUCGGGUAUAUGUUUCCAAAGAAAGCCCGUCAGCGGAGUUGCGAAACAUGGUAGAGUUUGUUGUGAAAGUUUAUGCACCAUUCUGGUUUCUUGUAAAGAGCCAGCCACAAGCAAUUCAUGGAAGUAGACACGUUUUUAAGUAUAUUUGCUGGAUACGCGAACUAUCAAAUGCUGUUCAAGCCAUUAUACGUUCAGCUAUAGAAAAUAAUGCAUAUUAUUUUCACCCAGAAAAUAUAUUAUUAGCCAUGAUAACCGACGCUGAUCCAGAGAUACGUAAUGAUGGGUACGAAAAAAUCAAAACAGCACGUCAAUAUCCACCAGCAGGGCUUCGCGUGUUCAAGGUCCCAAAGCGUGGCGUAAUAAACUUUGAAAGUAAGUCGUAUGUCAGCAUGAUCGAUUGGAGUCAGUUUAAGAUUACGGAACCCCCUUGUGUGCAGUUCUACCCAGAUAGUGAACUUACAAUGUUUCAAUUUUCGGAAAAUGAAGUGAUAAAUAUCCCAGGUAAAUAUCUUCAAACUAAAAACUUCACGGGUCUUAUAGUACUUUUAAAUCAUUUUUUUUUAGAGUUCCUCUGUCAUUCCCAGAAUACCGAACGGUUUGUGCGUGUUGUUAGUGAGUCUGCAAGUGCUGUCACUGAUGAAAAGCGCCUGGGCCACAUUUUUGCAAAAUUAGAAAGCCGAGACCAAUAUAAAAGCCUUGAUUCGCGCCAAAAUUUGCUUAAGUAGCAAUAAAUAUUGUAAGUGAAAUAACUUUUUUGUUGAUUAUUUUAGUAAUAUAGUUUGAAGGCAACAUUUUCUUGAAUUUUUAAGUA
Molecule: messenger RNA, 1705 nt
Organism: Rhagoletis pomonella (apple maggot)
Lineage: Eukaryota; Metazoa; Arthropoda; Insecta; Diptera; Tephritidae
Exons: 2
Coding region: 480-1619 (379 amino acids)
Source: RefSeq, a predicted model, not a curated record